GGACUUGUGAGCGCUGCGAACAGACAGCAAUAUGGCGGUUAAAUUAUUUACUGUAUUUAUCAUGUGCGUGUUUCUUCACAUUGUGUUCUCAUUUCCUAUUGAAGAUGAGAUUAAGAGUCAUGUCAGUGUAGACGGGAACUCGGUUCUCGGUCAAUCAGUUUCGGCGCCCAGUGAUAAUGAUAAUGUGGAAUUAAGUGUUGUUGAUAACAGUCAAUCUAGUGUCGUCCAGCGGACGAGGAGAAAUGUUAUUGGAGAUGACAAAUGUCCUUCAGGACAGAGGUGGUUCUUGAAUGAGUGUAUUACGGAAGAAAAGUAUCAGGAGAUGAUGGGGGAAGACAAGAGAUGAUAAGGAGCUUCGUCUCUUAACUUUUUUUUCCUCAUUCGACUGGACACUCCGGAAAAACAAGUGUAAACAGUUUUACCUCAAAAGUCUACUUAUCCCUAUGUGACUAAGAAGUCAUUUAUGAUAAUUUAACUAGUAUGUUAGGUUAAAAAUCUAGUCAUUAUCGUAUCUACCAUUUUGUAAUUAUGUUUUUCAUUUUAAUUUAUUCUUCAUUCGCCUAGUUAUACUAGCAUAAUUAUUGUUAUCUGACA
Messenger RNA from Spodoptera litura, 594 nucleotides. RefSeq lists its product as uncharacterized. Lineage: Eukaryota; Metazoa; Arthropoda; Insecta; Lepidoptera; Noctuidae. The record is from RefSeq and is a predicted model, not a curated record.